ACACUGCUGUUCGAUUGUCGUAAACUGUCGUAAAGAGAGCGCAGAAUACGGCAGACGCGUGUGGAGCGCAGCACGUGGUCGGUGUUUUGGUCAGAGAGAAGCGAAUGAAUCCAUGUAAGAGCUGUCCUGUGCUGGUGAGGUGAAUAUGUUACCUGUCAUGGACAACAGCGGUAAAGCAGGUGAUGAUCGGAGAGGAGUUAAGCGCAAGAUGGCUUUGUCCAGCUGUGAUGUUUGUGAGACUAAAGAGGCGAAAUACAGAUGCCCGAGCUGCAGGAAACACACUUGCAGUUUGGCCUGCGUCCAGCAGCACAAGAUGGUGUCGGGAUGCUGUGGUGUUCGGGACAAGACGGCGUUUGUCCCUCUCGCGGAGUUUAACGAAAUCAACCUGCUCAACGAUUACAGGGUCCUGGAGGACACGGCUCGACUGACACAGCAGUCCAACAGAGACAGGGUCCUGCUCCGCAGCCACCGGCACCCGAAGGAGGGCAUGUGGAUGAUCAGAAAAGCCAGAGCUGUCAAAGUCACCCUGAGGUUUCUGCCCAAAGUGUUCAGCAAACAUCGGGAGAACCGCACCGUCUUCAGAAGAGCGGAAGGACGAUUCUACUGGCAUCUGAAGAUCCAUUUUCCUCAGAGCGACGCGGUUUAUUCAGAGAGGUGUCCUGAUAACCGGCAGCUCGAUCAGAUUCUCAACGACUACAUCCAUCCUUCAGAAUCAGAUCCAGUCAAACGGCAGAAGUAUGUAUCGCUCCGUCAAACAUCCACACGUUUCCUCAAUGCCACAUUUAUCCCACUUUUGCAAAUAAACUCUUUACAGUAUCUGGAGCUGGACCUGAAGACAACUCUGCAGGAAAACCUGAUGCAGAAGACCAUCGUGGAAUACCCAGAAGUCUUUGUGGUUCUGCAACAGCACAGUCAGCAGUACCUCACUCGCAGACCGGAGCGUUCCAAUGUUGUUGCAUCAGCGAGCGUCACCAGAACUUCAUGUUCUUUGGCUGAACCACAUUCAGAAGCUCUUGUGCAUGUGCCGAAGAAACCAAAAGUCUCGGAGGACGAUGAGCUGGAGGACGGAGAGAUUCGAAGUGAAGGAGAGGAUGGAAACACUGAAGAUGAUGAUGGUGACGCUGAAAAUAAACUACCUGCAAUGCAUCCUGAUGGAAAUGAUGACCGUGAUGAAGAAGAGGUGGAGAUGAAGGACUGUCCUCAUAACAGUGUUCAGGACGCUCGGGAAGAUGACGGGAACCAAAACAAAGUGGUUUCAGUGAACAUCACCAGCAAAACUGAAGAAAUCAUGAUGGUUUCUCAAGGUCCUGAAGAAGCUGACAGCACUGAGACUGUCACAGCUGAUGCUAGAAGGCUAUGUGCAGACGAUAAGUUGGAGGAAAACAUUCAUUCCAAUGCUGGACUUCCAGAAGAUCAUGGUGUUCAAGACAAAAAUUGUGAUAAUGGUGCAAUGCAUGACAAAGACGGAAAGACUGACACCCAGCAUGACUCCUGCAUCGCAGUUCAUCAUGCCAACGUUCAGAUUCAAGUCAAAUUGAACAUGCAUGAAGAAAACGCUGAUAUUUAUUCCAGUGGAAGUGAAAAUCAGGCUAAUAUGUGAAAGCGUAGCAGCUGAAUGUCCUAAUGUUAUCCAGCGCCUGAUAAUCAGACGAUAGCAGAUAAGGCUUCAGAUAAAGACAAUAGCAAUAAUCGUUGCCGAGGCGAUGGACUGUUUUGGCGACUGAUAUGUUUUGAGCGCUGAUAAGUGAUAUCAGACACGACAUGCCACUGUGUUCAUAAAAACACAGAAACAUUCCUCAUAGAGCUCACGCUGUUAUUCGCCUCAGUUGCAAACAUGAUAUUUGAUUUCUGUUAUCAAAUCACGGUCAUGUAUGAUGUAACGUGCCUUCAGAUUGCAUCAGAAAACUUUACUUUGAUAAACGGACAUACGCAGGGUUUUUCGUUUCACGUUUAUUUUCUGACUUGCGGCAGACAUUUCUGUAUUUUUAUGCCACGGUUCUUUUAAUAAACUUCUGGAUCUCUUUGUGAGUGAUGCCAGUUCGGAGUCUCUUUUCUGAUUUUUUU
Molecule: messenger RNA, 2064 nt
Organism: Sinocyclocheilus grahami
Lineage: Eukaryota; Metazoa; Chordata; Actinopteri; Cypriniformes; Cyprinidae
Product: box C/D snoRNA protein 1-like
Exons: 10
Coding region: 146-1600 (484 amino acids)
Biological process (GO): box C/D snoRNP assembly; snoRNA localization; maturation of LSU-rRNA from tricistronic rRNA transcript (SSU-rRNA, 5.8S rRNA, LSU-rRNA)
Cellular component (GO): pre-snoRNP complex; nucleus
Source: RefSeq, a predicted model, not a curated record